This is a messenger RNA of Aphis gossypii (cotton aphid), 2419 nucleotides long. RefSeq lists its product as uncharacterized. Gene Ontology annotation, biological process: nuclear protein quality control by the ubiquitin-proteasome system; proteasome localization. The coding region runs from base 469 to 1494 and encodes 341 amino acids. The transcript is spliced from 8 exons. The record is from RefSeq and is a predicted model, not a curated record. NCBI's taxonomy places the organism in Eukaryota, Metazoa, Arthropoda, Insecta, Hemiptera, Aphididae. Gene Ontology annotation, cellular component: nucleus.
GCUAAAAUCCCUGCACUCAAUCGGGACAAAGGCCUCUCCCAAACCGGUCGUCGCCCGCGCCGGUAACCGGUACUGCUUCCGUCGACUUCUCGAGAGCCAAUACGAAAUCUGUCAGUUCGCAGUUGCACUCCGGUCAGCUCGGUGUCUUAUUGAUAAAAAUAACAUUCGCUUUUUACCGUCUUGCAGCACGAGUUCCCCGCCCGCCCAGCCGUGACAACAUCGUUACCGCCACUCGUUUUUAACGGACAAACGGGACCCGUUCCCUUGAUGAGUUUGUCUCGUGCCGGACGGAAAAUUUUACAGUGACGAAAAUCGCCAUCAAACGUGUAAUCGUUUUCCGAGUUGUUUAAAUUGUGUUCCUUUUUUAUUUUUUUAAUCUUUUUUGGCGGCAAAUCCAUCGCGUCACCGUCCAGGAGUUUAAAGAAAAUCAAGACAGUGCUGAUAGUGGAUUUGAUUAAAUAAAUCAAAAUGGAGACACCACCAUUUAAUCCAGAGCCAACUCGGAUGAUGACCAGAAGUGUUUUAGCUGAGAUACCAACCCGACUUGGACGAUUAUCUAUGACAGACCCCAAUAAUGGUUUAGGCCGAAAUGACCACCACCUCAAUAUAAUGAAUACAACUAUAAGUAACUUCCCAACAUCAAUGAUGACACCAUCUCCUAGUCCUGAUGAAUUAAUCAUCCAACAAAGGGGACGUCGUAAAAUACCAGUUACUUUUAGCCCUGACAUUGAUGCUAUCAAACAGAAUAAUCAAGAAACUCCAACAAAGUCUGGUUGUUCUAAUUUCAUUAAGAGUUCAAUUGUUCUAAGAAGUACUCCUCGUAAAAGAUUACUGUUAAAUGAUCCACUGGAAUUAUCAUCUCCAGACAAAUACAAAAUUGGCUCUCCUAGUUGUAAAAAAUUACGUACUGAUGCAGCAGUUGAACUUCCAGAAGAUAAUUGUCUGUUAUCUGCUUUAAAAUCAUUGUCUCCAGAUCAGCUGAUUGGUAUAAUCGGACAAAUUGUCAUUGAUCAUCCAAAUAUUGAAAAGGAAAUAAGAUCACACUUCCCUGUGGCGGACUUAAAACCCCUUGAAGAGCGCAUUUAUUAUUUACGACGUAAUAUCUACAAGGCUUUACCAAGUAGCCGAUUAAUUUCAAAAACUGAUCCAACUGCCUAUAAUAGAGUCUCAACCCAUAUUUUAGCAUUCAAGAAAUGUGUUGUUGAUCAGGGUAGACGCUUGGUUGAAAGCAAUCAGUGGCCAAUCGUCAUGGACUAUGUAUUUAUGGCAUGGAAGCAUGUUCGUAAUACUCCUAUAUGGGACAAUCCUGCUCAUAAUGCUGCACGUAGACAGUGUUUUAAAUCCCUAUCAGCUCAAUGUAUGACUGCCCUCAAACAUAUGAAGGAAACUAUGAACCAGCAAAGUUGUGACAAUUAUAAAAACCAAUUGAAGCUAUUAGUUGAUGACAGCGAAGAUAUGGAAUGGUGUUUACAUUUCCUGAAUAUUCAUGAGUGACCGCAUUGGUUUGGUUUUCUCUAUUAUUUUUUCUAUUUUUCCAUCUAUCAGCAAAGACAUCAUUUGUAAUUGAUGGUUAAUAUUUUGACUGUAGGAAAUUAUUUAGCUACACAUACUAUGUAACAUUGUGUUAAUUUAAAAUAUUAGUAAAUUUAUUUUAAUUGUAUACAAAAAUUAAAUGUUUUGAACUUAUAUGUGAAUAAUAUGGUGUUUUGUGUUUUAUUUCUGAAUGCCCUGUAAUUGUAAUAAUUUUGUAAACAUAACCCACCCACGACUAUUUUAUUUCUACACAAAUUGUUAAAUUUGCACCAUCACCAUCAAAUGACUGUAUUUUUAUUAUUCAUUUUUGGGUUUAUUUGUUUUUUUUAUUAUUAUUUAUUUCAUGCACCAUUGUCAUUUUUUUCUAUUGAAAUGUAUUAUUUAUUACAAUUGUCAAUUAUUAUGUUCAUAAAACUGGACCAGUAAUUUAGUUAAUUAUUUUACAGAAUAUUAUUAGCAACAGUCUUGUAUUGUAGUAAAUUAUUUUUUUUUUCUUAACAAGUCAUUAAAAUAAAAUAAAAUUUUGCAUAUUGAUUAUACAUAGUAUACUGGAAAUAAUGUAUUAUUAGAUUCCGUAAAUUUGUUCAACUUAAUACUGUAGAUUUAAGCAGUGUUGUUCAACUGUGCAAUGCGUAUAAUUCAAAUCCUUAAUAGACUGUAUAGCUAGUUUUAAUAAAAUAAAUUAAGUAAAUAUACUUAGACUUUAAGAAGAAAAAUGUUCCAUGUACAAUUUAAUAUUUGAUAUAUGAAUAACUAUUUAUGUAAGUUUGAGUUAUGUGUAACAUUUGUUGUAUUUGUAGACAAAUGUAUAAUUAUUAUUUAUAGAAAUGUAUUUAAACUCAUGUAAUUCCAAUUAAAUGAAUAAAUGCUAAUUAAUUAUACUAUA